Closterium sp. Naga37s-1 is the source of this 3520-nucleotide messenger RNA. Lineage: Eukaryota; Viridiplantae; Streptophyta; Zygnematophyceae; Desmidiales; Closteriaceae. The record is from the annotation of a GenBank genome assembly.
UGUUCUCAUUGCUGCUUCUCAACCGCCCUCCUUUUCCCCUGGACCGACGCAGAUGGACGAGGAGUUGUUGCUGCUGCAGCAGCAGUUCCAAGCGGCUCAGGAAGUGAAAGCAGCGACCAGGUUGUCGGAGAGGAACGUGGUGGAGCUGGUGUCCAAGCUCACCGCCAUGGGGCUGCUGGGGGACGACCUCCUGUACUCGCUUAACGGCAAGGAGUACAUCACACAGGAGCGACUGCAGCAGGAGUUGGAGGAGGAGGUGCGGCGACGUGGCAGAGUGUCAUUGGUGGACCUGGGCACACUGCUCAAUGUGGAUCUCUUCUAUUGUGAACGGGCAGCCAAGAACAUUCUGGAGAAUGCCAAGCUGCAGGAGCAGCCGUGGGUGCAACUGGUGCAGGGCGAGCUGAUCACGCAUGACUACUGGGACGGGGUGGCAGACGAGGUGGAUGCAGCCCUGCAGGAGAGCGGACAGGUGGCGGUCUCUGAUUUGGCGAUGCGCUUCAACGUGGGCGCCGAGCUCAUGGGCUCCAUUCUCUCAUCGCGCCUGGGAUCGCGGAUCCACGGCACCAUGAGCGGCGGGCAGCUCUUCACCGGCGCCCACAUGGCUCGCAUGCGCGCUGCUGUGAGAGGGGAGCUGUGGGAGCAGCAUCUAGGGCUCUUAUCAAGGCUUCGUUUCAAUAACCCGACUCUUUCCCCCUCCUGCUUGCUGCAGAUCCACGGCACCAUGAGCGGCGGGCAGCUCUUCACCGGCGCGCACAUGGCUCGCAUGCGCGCUGCUGUGAGGGGCGCAGCGCGGGCUCUUACCGAGGCUGCUAAUAUGGCGGAUAUCUGGCCGUCUGUGGUGCGGGAGCUGGGGAGGGACUAUGGGAGGGAGUAUGGGGAUGGGACGGAGGUGAAGCAGACAGGAGAGGAUGCUGCUGCUGGGAAUGCUGCCGCUGCUGCUGAUUCUGCUGCUGGGAAUGCUGCCGCUGCUGCUGAUUCUGCUGCUGGUAGUGGUGGUGGUUUUAGCAAUGGUAGUGUUGCUGCCACUGAUGCUGCAGCUAGCAUUGGUGGGCCCAUGGAAGAAGCAGCAACAGAAGCCUCUCAGGAUGUAGCAAGCAAAGCAGCAGAAGCAAAGGGACAAGCUGCAGGGGGGGCAGAAGCAGGAAGGGCGGCCGGAGGAGGGGGAGGGGGUAAGGCGGAGGCAGUAGGGGCGGCAGAGGCGGCAAUGUUUGCGCGGGUGUUUGGGGAGUGUGUGGCGGAGGGGGAGGUGCGGGGCAGCAGCAAGGGCGGGGGCACAGGGUGGGUGCCGGAGAUAUUCGCGCAGCUGCAGCGGCAGAGCGUGGAGGCAUUCUUCUCACAGAACGCCUUUAUAACCUUCUCUGCAGUGCGGCAGCUGGGCAUCCCCCAGCCGCGGCAGUACCUGGAGUCUCUGUUUCUUGACAAGAGCAGCGCAUUGCUGCUCCAAUCCACAUUCACCCACUCCCUACACCAACGCCUUUAUCACAUUCUCUGCAGUGCGGCAGCUGGCCAUUCCCCAGCCGCGGCAGUACCUGGAAACGCCUUCAUAACCUUCUCCGCAGUGCGACAGCUGGGCAUCCCCCAACCCCGGCAGUACCUGGAGUCUCUCUUUCCCGAUAAGAGCAGUGCACUUCUGCUGGACUCGACACUUGUCCACUCCUCAUUGGUGCAUCAGCUGGACGCUGCCGUGGAAGAGGCGAUCACAGCCAAGUCAUGGUGGGCCCUCGAAUCUCUCUGCCACUGCUUUCCCCACCUGCAUUCCCCAUUUGCUUUCCCCACCUGCAUUCCCCAUUUGCUUUCCCCACCUGCAUUCCCCAUUUGCUUUCCCCACCUGCAUUCCCCAUUUGCUUUCCCCACCUGCAUUCCCCAUUUGCUUUCCCCACCUGCAUUCCCCAUUUGCUUUCCCCACCUGCAUUCCCCAUUUGCUUUCCCCACCUGCUUUCCCCACCUGCAUUCCCCAUUUGCUUUCCCCACCUGCUUUCCCCACCUGCAUUCCCCAUUUGCUUUCCCCACCUGCUUUCCCCACCUGCAUUCCCCAUUUGCUUUCCCCACCUGCUUUCCCCACCUGCAUUCCCCAUUUGCUUUCCCCACCUGCUUUCCCCACCUGCUUUACCCACCUGCUUUACCCACCUGCUUUACCCACCUGCUUUACCCGCCUGCUAUACCCACCUGCUUUACCCGCCUGCUAUACCCACCUGCUUUACCCGCCUGCUUUACCCACCUGCUUUACCCGCCUGCUAUACCCACCUGCUUUACCCGCCUGCUAUACCCACCUGCUUUACCCGCCUGCUUUACCCACCUGCUUACCUUCUUCGCUGCAAGCAUUCCCCCUCCCUCCCUCCCUCCAGGUGCGAUGCAGCAACAGCCCUCCCCCCUGCGCUCUCUCCUUCCAACUGCGCCCAAAUUCCGCAGCUCUGCCCCGUGCUGCUCAGAGAAUUACCUCUCCCAUGCCUCCCCCCUCUUCUCCAAUCUCCCCCCCUCUCCCCUCCAUCCUUCCCCCUCCAGGUGCGAUGCAGCAACAGCCCUCCCCCCAGCGCUCUCUCCCUCUGACUGCGCCCAACUGCUGCAGCUCUGCCCCGUGCUGCUCCGAGCACAGAAAGCCGCUGCCCUCGCUGCUGCCAGUACUGCUGCCAGUGGUGCUGGUGGUGCUGCUGCUGCAGAGGGGCAGGGGUUGGAUGGGGCGGAGGUGUAUGGGGAUACGUGUUUGGUCUCGUCUGCUCUCCUGCAGGUAAGCAUGUAUGACGAUGCUGCUGAAUACGAUGAGGCUGAUGAUGCUGAGGGAGGGGGUUCGGCCGGCCUUGCUCGUGUGUUAGUGGCCGCCCUGAAGCCCGCCCUAUUUGCUUAUUGGGCCGAGGAACGUCGCCGAGCCGCAGCGUUCACGUCCGGGAGCACCACCGAGACUCGGCGACAGGUGCGAGAGGCAGUGGAGUCUCGAGUGAAUGCCCUGCUGGGCCAGUUGGUGCUGUAUGCACAUGGGGCAGCAGCUUUCAACUCGGAUGAGGAUGCAGCCACUGCGGCCCUCAUUUCUCGCCACGUUCUCCGAACCUCGGCUUCCGAACCUGUCGAUCUGCUUCUGCACGCCGUGCUUCUGGACCAUGACGUCAUCACUGCCCAUGAUGACGCCAGCAGCAGCAACAACAACGAAAGUGGGAAACAGAGUGGGGAGCAGCAAGAGGGCACUGGAGCAGAAGCAGUGAGCGGGGGAGGAGCAGAUGGAGGAGCAGGAGCGACGGCGCGAGAAGAGCAGGGUGGACAGAAACAGAGGGAGAACGGAGCAUCAGGGGCAUCGGUGCUCGGCUCAACCCCAAUCGUCUACACUCCAGCAAGGCGGGCAGCGCUAGCAAAGCUGCUGCCAGGCGGCGGGCCCAGGGAGCGGGCUGUGAGGAUGGUAGCGGCAGUGGAGGGCAAGGAGGUGGAGGCGGUGCUGCUGCCAUUGGAGGAAGUUGCCGAGAAGGAUCUUGGGAUCCGGCUCAAGCGCCCGGAUAAGAAGGCUGAGCGGGCGCUACUCUUUUCAAUGAAGAAG